This is a messenger RNA of Manihot esculenta (cassava), 2719 nucleotides long. RefSeq names its product BRCA1-associated RING domain protein 1. NCBI's taxonomy places the organism in Eukaryota, Viridiplantae, Streptophyta, Magnoliopsida, Malpighiales, Euphorbiaceae. Gene Ontology annotation, cellular component: BRCA1-A complex; plasma membrane; BRCA1-BARD1 complex. Gene Ontology annotation, biological process: negative regulation of fatty acid biosynthetic process; double-strand break repair via homologous recombination; positive regulation of transcription by RNA polymerase II. Bases 1 to 2370 code for a protein of 789 amino acids. Gene Ontology annotation, molecular function: ubiquitin-protein transferase activity; metal ion binding. The transcript has 13 exons. The record is from RefSeq and is a predicted model, not a curated record.
AUGAAACGCAAAAAUUUCCAUCCGUACACGUGUACUCAUCUUACCCCUCCAUCAAUCCACCUCAUCAGUACAUCCUUUAAUACUAGUAGUGAAAAACGCAACUCCACCGUCAAAAUCAUUCGCUUUAAUUUGGAUUUUGGCGUUCCGAGCUUCGUUUUUGAUGUUUCAAUGGCGGAUACGACUAAAGAGACCAGUGUCAGGUCAAUGAACCCAUGGCUUCUCCAUCUUCAGAAAUUGGGUCUCGAGCUCAAAUGCUCUUUAUGUUUAAACUUUCUGAAGCGACCACUCUUGCUUUCUUGUGAUCACCUUUUCUGCAAUGCAUGCCUGCCCGGUACAAUGCAGUUUGGCCUGGAGUGCCCUCUCUGUAAAGCUCAAUACCUUGAUCGGGACUUGAGGCCCGUGCCUUUCAUUGAAAACAUGGUAACAAUUUAUAGAAAUUUGGAGGCUACUAUCUGUGCCAGUUUCCAGUCCGGUGCAUCUGAUACUGGGAGAAUUUUAGAGCAAUGCCCAACUUCAAUAAGUGCAGAUUACAAUGAUAAGUUGAGUAAGGAGUCAUUUAAAACUGCUGUAGAGGGUAAUCCGAGCAAUGGAACUUCCAUGUUUCUGCUGGCAAGCAGUAACUUAGCUCAAGUUCCUCUCAAUAGCUGUGUCAAAAAUGUGGUUCAAAAGAUUGACAUGGCAGACAAAAGCAAUGUGCCAAGAAAAGUUAAAGAUAACGAAUAUGAAAUGGUUGGCAUUAGAGAGGAUGAAGUUGAUGGAGAGCAGAAUGUCAAUUCUCGACCAGCAAGUUCCCAUAUAAGAGCUGGAGGGCUUCAAGAGAGUACAACUGUGCAAAUAGACGCAAAUCAGGUGGAUCAGCUGUCAGCUUCAUUUGGUGAUAUUAAGACUCCAGAAAAUGACAGCUAUUAUGAGGGUGGUGAUAAUAGUCCAAAAAAUCAUCUACCAUUGAGAUUGGUCAAGCGAAAUCCUGAUGAUAGCACGAGACAGGAGAGGUAUGACAGUUCUGCCUCCGGAACUGAGGGAGGUGACAGAAGGGACUCAAAGAGACAUAAGAAGUUGAGCUAUGGCCCAUUGACUAUAUGCACAAACAGUGUGGAUCAUAUUACAGUUAGUUCUCAAGCUGAAAAUUUGGGGAAUUGUUACUCUCUAUCAGAAGAUAAAUCUGUGCCACCUUGUAAUGGUGCAGCGAAAACAAUAUGUGGAUUUUGUCGGUCCUCUAGAAUCUCAAAGGACACCGGUCCGAUAUUCCACUUUGUCAAUGGAAAGUCAGUGGAGGGGGAUGAUGCAUUUCUAUCCAAUGCCAUACAUGUUCACUGGGCAUGUAUUGAAUGGGCACCACGAGUUUUUUUUGUUGGUGAAACUAUUAAGAAUCUGAAGACAGAGUUGGCUAGGAGUGCAAAACUAAAGUGUAGCAGCUGUGGGAUGAGGGGAGCAGCUCUAGGCUGCUAUAAAAAAUCUUGCAGGAGAAGCUAUCAUGCACCCUGUGCAAAGGGAGUUGCUGGUUGCCGGUGGGAUUUUGAUAACUUCCUUGUGCUUUGUCCAUCUCAUACUUCAGUCAGAUUUCCUGAAAGAAAGCCUAAGAAACACAACUUGGACUGUCAUGUGCCAACUCAAAUUUUGAUGUUAUGUGUUUUCCAUCAUUCUGCAUGCAGAGCCCCACAACAGUCUAACUUUCUGUCAGAAUCACUGAAUAGAGCAAAAGAAUGGGUUUUUUGUGGAUCUGCUUUGUCUUCUGAGGAGAAGUGUCUUUUGGUUGAGUUUGGGAGCAUGAUUGGUGUGCCUGUAACCAAAUUCUGGAGGCCUAAUGUUACACAUGUCAUUGCAGCCGCAGAUACAGAGGGCGCAUGCACCAGGACAUUGAAAGUUCUCAUGGCAAUUUUGAAUGGGAGAUGGGUCCUUACAAUUGAUUGGGUGAAGGCAUGCAUGAAAUCUAUCCGUCCUGUGGAUGAAGAACCUUAUGAAGUUAGUCUUGACAACCAUGGGUGCUACAAUGGCCCCAGAACUGGCAGGCUGAGUGUAUGGGGCAAGGCACCCAAACUUUUCAAUGGCUUGAAAUUCUAUUUUGCUGGUGACUUUGCAUCUGAUUACAAGGAAGAUCUCCAGAAUUUGGUUGUAGCUGCAGGAGGUACUAUUUUGGAGAGAGAGGAGGAACUAGUGGAACAAACUAAUGCACAGGCAGCUCCAUCAAGAACGAUAGUUGUCUACAACCUUGAUCCCCCACAAGGAUGCAAGUUAGGAGAAGAAGCUUCAAUUCUCUGGCGGAGACUAAAUGAAGCUGAGAAUAUAGCCGCUAAAAUCGGAUCCCAGAUCAUUGAUCAUACAUGGGUAUUGGAAUCAAUUGCUUCAUAUAAGUUGCAGCUCGAUCUUUGAAAGAUGUUUUUGAAGUACCUUCCUCAAUCUUUUAUCAGUAACUUGAUAGUGCAAGGUAAAAGUUUUAUUUAUUUAUUUUUUGGGUUCUGCUCAUUAUGAGCACUGCUACUAUGUUACGUUUUCGGUGGAUUCAUCUCUGUAAUAGUGCCCAGGAUGUUGUAGCUUGAAUGGCUCAGAAAUGAAAAACAGUAGUCCUUGACCCUGUAAAAGUCAUUGGGUUCUCUCCUGGAGAAAGGUUUUGCCAGAGCAUGAACAUGGACUUUCUUUAAUACAUGUACAAUUCAAAUAUUUAAGCUUUGAAUUUCUCAUGAUGGAUGAAAAGCUAUAAAAACAACAAUUUAUUUAUUUA